AUGUCGGGCCCACGCGUCACUGUGACGCUUGUCCCCCUUUUCGAAGACACCCAUCCCCUGCGUACCCUCACCAUCAACGAUAAUGAUAAGACCGUGUCCAUCGGACGUGCCUCGAAGCGUGAGACUCGAAAACGGAGUCCCGCAGAAGAGAACGCUUGGUUUGAGUCUCGGGUGAUGUCUCGUGACCAUGCCUUUCUUAACAUUCCACCGGACCAGAAUGUGGUUUUCAUUACUGACUGUGGCUCAACGCACGGAACAUACUUGAAUGAUACCAAGCUGGUGACGGAUGUGGAUACCCCGCUGUCCAGUGGAGAUAUCAUCCGAUUUGGUGUUGAUGUCGACCGUGGUCAGGAGGUGUUUGAGGCCAUCGAAGUCCGGUGCAAGGUUCAGUGGCUCAAACCCCAGCAUGUGGCCAUUCCAAAUGAUAGCAUUGCUAUCAAACUGGAUCCAAGUCCGUCAACCAACAGUUUCUCUGUCCCCGAAGACGAUAGCGAUGUCGAGGCUGCCGAUAUUCUCCGUGAUGACUCCUCUCAAGAGUCGGUUGCUCGAUCGUGGGAAACUACUGUUUUGCAGCCUGUCGAGCCAUCCCUAGUCUCUCCUGUCUCGGAUGUCCAAUGCGACGAACAUGCAAAGGACGAGCCGGAGCUCCAUUGGGGAGAUUUGUCUUCUACCGAGGGGUCUAUCGCAAAGGCUGUGCCCGAUACUACACCACUGGUCCCGGAUCUUCCUAGUCCGCUGUCUGAUACUAAUUCGGUCUCUGAAACUAAACCAUCUCCCGCCAAACCAGUCUCAGAUACCGAAAUAUGUCCCGCGAAGCAUGCCUCUGCCGAACUUCCAUCUGCUCAACCACCACACGAGGCAGAUAGUCUCCCUGCAGUCUGUUACCAGAAAGUACCGGAAAUCGAAUACAGCGAUUGGACCAUGAUGCGGCCAAUGUUCAUGCGCCUGGCAGACAUGGCUUGGGGUGAAUCUAAUAUCAUACCGGACGUUGACCAUGACAGACGCAUUAUUCACGCUGCACGCCGUUGUUCUCUUUCCAAAGAUUCUUACUGGGUAGACGACUCCCUUAGCUUCAAGCCUUGCAUUGGGACAGAAGUCUGUUGGGAGCCUGACUCCGAGGAAUCAGACACAUCAUUCCAUCGUAUGCCCGGCAGCCUCCUUAGGUACUGGUCAGUCGAUAAACGAAGGUACUGGAUCAUCUACGAAGACGAAGACGACCAGGAUAUGAGCAAUUGGUGGUGGAUCGUUGAGAAGCCAGAGGAGCUUCUCAGCGAGGAACUGAAGGAGGAGCUCGAGACUGAAUCCGAGGUUGAUGACUGCCACAAAUGCUGGGUCGUGAGGGCUUGGGAGCCUCAAAUGAUCGGAGAUCGAUGGUGCGAGCUGACUCCUUACUGGGAUCCGAAAUUUUACCAUGAACACAUGCUCUCUGAAGACGAGUCUGUUGAUUCAGACGAAGAGGCCCAGGGCAGUGAGGGAUACGGGUCUGAGUCAGAUGGUCUCAGUGAUGGGAUCGAGGACUACGGCGAAUAUCCGUAUGAGAUGUACGACGGCGAAUCGAUUCAUGGGGCCGACUAUGAGGUGCCGACACAAGACUUUGACGAAGAUGAUGAAGAGGAAGAUGACAACGAGGACCUGGAGGAAGAUAAUGAGGUCUCCGAUGAAUCCGAAAACAACUCUGAUUGUUCCUCUGGGGACGAACGUCUUGAAACCCGUAUUUUGCAGAAGCCUGAUUUCCGCCCCUUGCUUGAUCUGGAGUAUUUGAAGGAACUUAGACACGCCAACCCCACUGAUGCCGUCGAAGUUUCCAAACAUCUACCCGAAGAGACUGACACAGGACCAUUGUACCAGGAGGCUCUAGGGGGUCAGUCAGUGAACCCCGCACAGAUCGAGAGCAACCCAUUGAUGGUACCUGCCCUUGGUAUGACAAACCCAAGUGCUCGGUUCCCGACCUAUGCUGUUUCCGGUGAGCUGCCAAGAUCAUGCCAAAACAAAUACCCACCAAUGCAACGGAAGAUUGAGAGCACUGUUGGGGUUCCGUCUUUGUCCCAUGAAUUCGAAAAUCGCUAUCAUGAUGGACCGUUCUCGACCAGUGCUUCCGUGGAAGAUACCUCUGUGCCAUACCUGGUAACAUCUAGGACAUCAAAUUUGAAGCGUACUGCAACAGAGAUGCAAUCGUCGUCUCCUGAACCCAGUCUUUCUCAAGAUUCUCAGCGGCUGCCUGUAGAACCAGCCAGUCAGCCAGAUCUCAACCCCAACACUAUUCCCUCCGAAGCCAAGGAUGCGAUCAGCUCUGCACUUGCCGAGAAUGUCUCUGCAUUUGCAGAGAAUGCAAAUGCAGAGGAUGAGCGUCCAGCAAAACGAAUCAAGUCUAAUCACUCAACCUCAACGUCCUUGGCAAGCCACGCCACCACAGCUGUCGUCAGCGCUCUGCUGGGUGGUCUGGGAACUAUCGCUGUGCUAGCAGCCUUGCCCAAUGAAUACUUCCAGUGA
This is a messenger RNA of Penicillium crustosum, 2490 nucleotides long. RefSeq names its product FHA domain protein. Gene Ontology annotation, cellular component: cytoplasm. Lineage: Eukaryota; Fungi; Ascomycota; Eurotiomycetes; Eurotiales; Aspergillaceae. The transcript is spliced from 4 exons. The coding region runs from base 1 to 2490 and encodes 829 amino acids. The record is from RefSeq and is a predicted model, not a curated record. Gene Ontology annotation, molecular function: protein binding.